Molecule: messenger RNA, 2802 nt
Organism: Apodemus sylvaticus (European woodmouse)
Lineage: Eukaryota; Metazoa; Chordata; Mammalia; Rodentia; Muridae
Gene: Ntaq1
Product: N-terminal glutamine amidase 1
Exons: 4
Coding region: 154-396 (80 amino acids)
Cellular component (GO): nucleus; cytosol
Molecular function (GO): protein-N-terminal glutamine amidohydrolase activity; protein-N-terminal asparagine amidohydrolase activity
Source: RefSeq, a predicted model, not a curated record
UCACGCUGCACUGGAUCCCGCCCACCCGGCGCUGGGCCCUUCCACCCGGAAACUGCCCUGGCCGGCUAGUCUGUUGUCCUUUCCUCCAGAGAGACUGGCGACAAUUGCGGCAAGCAGAUUGUUUAGUUGACCUGUGAGCCACAGCUUCGGGCCAUGGAGGGGGACGGCCCCGCCGCCACGGCCCCGCAGUACCAGCCGGCUUGCCCUACGCGGGACGCGUGUGUCUACAGCAGCUGCUAUUGUGAGGAAAACAUUUGGAAGCUCUGUGAAUACAUCAAAACACACAACCAGUACCCGCUGGAGGAAUGCUACGCCGUCUUCAUAUCGAAUGAGAAGAAGAUGGUAAGUUGGUACCUAUCUGGAAACAGCAGGCAAGACCCGAGAAUGGACCUGUGACCUGGCCUGUUGUCAUGUGAGGAGCAAUUGCCUCCUACGCCUGUGGCCGUGGCCAGUCACUCUCGUCUUCAUGCCUUUCCCACAGGGUUGGUUAACUGUAGCCUAUGAGACCAGGAGCCAAAAUAAACAUUUGCUUACUGAGGUUGUUUGUGUCAGUUUUGUGGUUCUGGAGCUGAGGCAUGUUGAUGCGUAUAUGGAAUUACACAGGGAAUCGGAGGCAGGGUCUUUCUCUGUAGUUUUGCUUGGCCAGAACCUUCCAGUUCUCCUGUCCCACCUCCCAAGUGCUGGAUUUAGAGACGUGUUUCGGCCACCAUGUCUGGCUUUUAGUCGGUUUUAUAAAUGUCCAAUGUAGGGCUGGAGAGAUGGCUCAGUGGUUAAGAUCACUGACUACUACUCUUCUGAAGGUGCUGAGUUCAAAUCCAUGCAACCACACGGUGGCUCACAACCAUCCAUAAUGAGAUCUGACGCCCUCUUCCUGUGCGUCUGAAGACAGCUACUAGAAAAGGCUUUACGAUUUAGUUCUCUCUCUCCCUCUCUCCCUCUCUCCCUCUCACACACACAUACACCCAGCUUAGUAUUUUUCUGAAUAUUUAUUUUAUUGUCUGUUGCAUAUUUAUUUUAUUAUUUGCAUACUUAUUUAAUAUUUUAUUAAAAUAUUUAAUUAUUUGUCUGUUGCAUGUGUGUGUGCGUGCGUGUGUGCGUGCAUUUGUAGCAAGUGCACACAGAGGUGAGAACACAACUCUGUAGUGUAGCUUCUCGCCUGCUUUGUGGAGGCAACAAAGAGUUUCUUUUGUUUCUGUUGCUGUACUGUGGGCUCUAGGCUCCCUGGCCUGUGGCCUGUGAGCUUACAGACCGGUCUGCACCUUCCACCUCGCUGCAGGAGUGCUGGGAUUGCGGAUGGAUGUUCAACACCACAUCCACAGGCUUUUUACAUGGGUUCCAGGAGAUGAAGUUGAAUUGUCAGGCUUUUGUGGCUGGUUCCUUUUCCUGCUGAGUCAUCCUUGGCUAAGUCAUUCUUCACUAAGUCCUAGGUCAAGGGGACAGGAAGUUGAAACACAGGGUCGCUGUGGUGGAGGAGAGCAAAGGUCUUCAGGCCAGGAGGAAGUGGGCAGCAGCUCUUAACCCUGGAUAGAGCCCCUUUCUCCUUUCCUCUAUUGGAGCUGGAGCUGCAGGGAGCAUUGGAUGGUGUUUCCUGCCAUCUCAGAGAAAGCGUUAGCGUGCUGAGGAAGCCGACCUAGGUGGUGCUGUUAGCGUGCUUAUAAGCUCAGCAUUUAUUUCCGGUGCAUUUUUUUUCUGGGUUUGAAGCACCAGCCUGCGUUCAUGUCCCCUGAGAGUCGCUUGUCCUCCUGUUCAGCUGGUACUGGCAGUGUCUUGUAUCUGGCAGUGAGGGUAAGAGGUAGCAUCCAUUCUGUCACUAGGCCGGGCUGUGAGAGCUGUCUUUGUCUUUCUCCCUGGAGAUGAGAUCUUUCCCAGGCAGGUGAGAGCUUGGCUGCUUUGUGUUGUGUCCUUUUUUCUUUUUUUGUUUUUUGUUUUUUGUUUUUUUUUUUUUUUAUUAGAAGAAUAAUAAAAAUUGGAAAGUUGCAUCCUUCUUCGCCCUAACCUUGGGAAGCCCCUACUGUUAGCAGUUUGGAGGGCCACCCACUCACUCCCUGUCACUGUAAGUAGUACAGGAGAUGAAUCACAGUAGAGGAAAGGUUUAUUUUGUGCUCAUAUCUGGUUUCAGUCCAUGACUGUGUGUGGCUCUGUGUUUGCGCUUCUAGUGAGGCAGGAAGGCGGGUGGGGCAGAGCUGUUUGUCUUAUGGCCAAGGAGAGAAAGAAGAUGAAAGGACUAGGCUCCCAUUAUCUCCUUCAGGGACACGCCCCCCAGAGGCCAGGAGACUUCUCUCGAGGCUUCACUGUGUUUUUAUUUUUAAGGUCUCAGUAUGUAGUUCUGGCUGGCCUGGAACGCUGCCUGUACACCAGGCUGGCCUGGACUCCCAGGGACCCACCUGCCUCUCCCUCUCGAGUGUUGGGAUUAAAGUGUGUGUCGCCACAUCCACCCUGGCUUCGCCUCUUGAAGCCUCCACUGCCUGUCUAAUGUCACCUUGAUAAGUAAACCUUCAACACAAGGUUUUUUCCCCCCAGGGGGUUGGGGGAGGGGGGUAGCGAAGGUCUGAAGUGUAGCUGUCUUUGUAGCUACCUCCUUUUUCAUUCAUAUGUGUGAAUAAGUGUAUGCUUCUGAAUGCAUCUGCCCAUCUUUAGGUGAUCAAACUUUAGAAUACAAAAUGCAUCUGUGCCCUACAAUCAGUUUCCCUGUUCAGCUAUAGAACAUGGGGUGCCAUGGAACAGUGUGUCACACACCGCGAUUGUUUAGCCAUUCCCGGUCCCUGGGCGUUUUUCAGUGCUGUGGCUUUGUGUUUUCUUACC